Messenger RNA from Anolis carolinensis (green anole), 3808 nucleotides. It is a transcript of the gene mnt, whose product is annotated as MAX network transcriptional repressor. Gene Ontology annotation, biological process: regulation of transcription by RNA polymerase II. Bases 741 to 2357 code for a protein of 538 amino acids. The transcript has 6 exons. The record is from RefSeq and is a predicted model, not a curated record. NCBI's taxonomy places the organism in Eukaryota, Metazoa, Chordata, Lepidosauria, Squamata, Anolidae. Gene Ontology annotation, molecular function: RNA polymerase II cis-regulatory region sequence-specific DNA binding; DNA-binding transcription factor activity, RNA polymerase II-specific; protein dimerization activity.
UUUGAGGGGCUUCAUGCAAAUGAGGCCGGAUGGGAAGAAUUCGCUGGCUGUGGUAAAGAAGGCGGGGCUUGAGGGGUUUCAUGCAAAUGAUGCCGGAUAGAAAGUGGGCGGGGCUUGAGAUUCCGGACGGAAAGUGGGCGGGGCUUGACGCCUUCAUGCAAAUGAGGUCUCACUUUCUCAAAUCAGCAACGGGGAGGAACUAAGCAGCGAUGUAUUGUAUUGCGAGUGGGAGAGAACCAGGGAGUUUGGCGUCCUGUCCCUUUAAAGGAGCCGCCGAGUGCCCAUGUGGAGCCGCUCCAUGCCUUGUUGUUCUGCCCUCCCAUUGGCCGGGGGGCGGGUGACGUCAUUGAGCAGCACGCGGACGCAGUGCGGGGGGGAGGAUCGCUCGCAAAACCCGGAUUGAGAACGUCCCGGAUUGGGCAAUUUGAACAAAAGCGACGGGAAGGAAGCCAGGCGGUAGGGAACAGCAAGGCGACGUGAUAUGUGACAAAGGGAAGCGUUUUGGAGGCGGGUUUGUGCUUGUCUCCCCCUCAGCAUCAAGGAAUGGCGCCGCUCCGGUCCAGCUGGGGAGACAUCCAGGCCGGGUCUUGCCUCCCUCCGCGUGCAUAGUAGCAGAGGGCCGUGUCCGUGGCUCUCUCUCCCUUGUUGUGUUUCUGUUACACAUCGCCAUCUUGUUACAAAGCCCUUUUCUCGUCAGGAGGCUCCGCGGGUGGGGGCAAUCGCCUGGCCCGCCCCGAGAAAUGAGCAUUGAGACCUUGCUCGAGGCGGCCCGGUUCCUGGAAUGGCAAGCGCAGCAACAACAGAAAGCACGUGAAAACGAAAAGCAUGACAAACUCCGCCUGGAACAUGAACAGGAGCAUCCGAAGGCCAGCGUGCCGAGGGUCAACCACGCCGUGGCUCACGAGGAGCCGCAGAACGAUGUCUCGUCGGUGGUGCCCCUGUCCCCGCCCGCCCCACCGCCUCCGCCGCCUCCGCCCAUCUCGGUCAUCCCCAUCCCCGUGGUCACCAGCCCGCCGCAACCGAUGGCCCAGAGCGCCUUGUCUCCGCCCCCCGUCCCGCGCCACACGCCCCUCGGCGCCCCGGGCCUCGGCAAGGAAGCCCCGCUGGUGGCGCCCGUGAUCCAGAAGGCCGCCGGACCGCUCCUCCCGGCGGACAUCAAAGCCCCCUCGCUGGCGUCGGGGAACCCUGGCCAGCUCCCGCACUACGCCGCCCCACUGCUGGCCAUUUCCCAGCACCACAUGGUCCCGCCACAACCCAUCCAGCCCCAGCCGCCCCUGCACUCGCCGCUGCAGCCCCACCACGUGCCCCCGCUCCCGCCGCCCCCACCGCUCGGGGUCAAGAUGGCCUCUUCGGAGGACUCCAAGCCCAGCGAGCAGAAGAAGAGACCCGGAGGGGUCGGCACCAGGGAAGUCCACAAUAAGUUGGAAAAGAACAGGCGGGCCCACUUGAAAGAAUGUUUUGAGACCCUCAAGCGGAACAUCCCCAACGUCGACGACAAGAAAACCUCAAACCUCAGCGUCCUAAGGAGUGCCUUGAGAUAUAUCCAGACCUUAAAGCGCAAGGAGAAAGAGUACGAGCACGAGAUGGAGCGGCUGGCGAGGGAAAAGAUUGCCACCCAGCAGCGGCUGGCGGAGCUGAAGAACGAGCUGAGCCAGUGGAUGGACGUCUUGGAGAUCGAGCGGAUUAUCCGGCAGACCGUUCAGCCCGAGGACGAUCAAGCAUCUACCUCGACAGCGUCAGAAGGCGAAGACAACAUCGACGAGGACAUGGAGGACGACCGGCCUGUCAACUCGCAGCCGAAGCCCGGCCACCGCCCGCACCCGGUCUCUCCCUUGGCGGCGGUGGUGCCUGCCAUCCUGCCCGUGGCGCAGAAGCACGCCCACCCGCCGCCGCCGCUCCCGCCCCAGCAGGCCCUGCUCCCCGCACAGACUCACUUGGUGGCCGCCUCCACGGUGCAAUCGACUGUUAUCGCCCACACGGCUACCACCCACGCCUCGGUGAUCCAGACUGUCAACCACGUGCUGCAGGGCCCCCCCCAGGCCAAGCACAUCGCCCACAUCGCCCCUUCCUCCGCUGCCGCCGGCCAGCCUAUCAGCCACAUCACGGUGCACCCGGCCGCCCUCAACCACGUGGCCCACCUCGGUCCGCAGCUCCCGCUCUACCCGCAGCCGGUGGUGAGCCACAUCGCCCACACCAUCUCCCACCAGCAGGUCAAUGGGCAGCCGGCGGUGGUGACCAAGCCGGGCGUGGGGACUCAGGUGGUGCACCACCCGCAGCUGGUGGGGCAAACGGUCUUGAACCCGGUCACAAUGGUGACCAUGCCUUCGUUCCCCGUGAGCACCUUGAAGCUGGCGUGAAGAGGCGGCGUGAGGCGACGCGGCCGCGACUCUGUACAUUCCAACCGCAUGUCCCGAUGCUAACAGUGUCCUGAGAAAGGUGUGUGUGUUGAGAGAGUGUGCAAGUGUGCGUGAAGUCCGAAGACUGGCACAGAGGUUGUGUGUAUGUUGAGAGUGUGCAAGUGAAGUCCGAAGACUGGCACAGAGGUUGUGUGUGUGUUGAGAGUGUGCAAGUGAAGUUCGGAGACUGGGCACAGAGGUUGUGUGUGUGUUGAGAGUGUGCAAGUGAAGUCCGGAGACUGGGCACAGAGGUUGUGUAUGUGUUGAGAGUGUGCAAGUGAAGUCCGAAGACUGGCACAGAGGUUGUGUGUGUGUUGAGAGUGUGCAAGUGAAGUUCGGAGACUGGGCACAGAGGUUGUGUGUGUGUUGAGAGUGUGCAAGUGAAGUCCGGAGACUGGGCACAGAGGUUGUGUAUGUGUUGAGAGUGUGCAAGUGUGCGUGAAGUCCAAAGACUGGGCACAGAGGUUGUGUGUGUGUUGAGAGUGUGCAAGUGAAGUUCGGAGACUGGGCACAGAGGUUGUGUGUGUGUUGAGAGUGUGCAAAUGUGCGUGAAGUCCAGAGACUGGGCACAGAGGUUGUGAGUGCGUUGAGAGAGUGUGCAAGUGUGCGUGAAGUCUGGAGACGGGGCACAGACAGGCAUUAUUUCUUUCUCCCCCCCCCCCCCCCCCCCUUAUUUCUGAUUUAUCUUAAAGCAACCCAAGAACCGGGGGGCGGGGCAAGGGAUAAGCUGCUUCAGCACUUGAAUUUCUCCGAAUCAGCGAAAACACGAGUCCUUCACAGUGAUUAACUCCUCCCCGUUCCUUUUGACAUGUAAUCAGUGAAAUAUGACUGUAAUAACGUUCUUAAGACGUUGAAUAUUUUGUUUUGUUGUUUUUCCACUGCUGCCACCACUUUAUUUUUCAAUGUGUUCGCUUCUUUGUAGGAAUUUUUUUUUUUACGGCUGAUCUCUUGACUGAGACUAUGCAUAGAUUAAGAAAAAAAAAGAAAUCACAGAAGUAUAUAUAUAUAUAUAUAUAUCUAAAUAUAUAUAUAUAUCUACCUGCCUGUACACAUAUAUAUCUAAAUACGUUUAUCAAUGGCGGCCUUGAACCAGGCUGAUUCCUAUUUUUUUUUUCUUCCGGUGCAGGAAUAUUAGGCACAAUGUUAACACGGAUUCUUUUUUUUCUUCUUUCGCUGAGAACAAGACAGAGCAUCCCUUAAAACAAAACAUAAGCAUCUUAAAGAUGGUUUUGGUGGACCAGGGUAAACCAUAUUCGAGGCAACGAUACGUGAUGCCAUUUUCCCCCCUUUCGUUCUAUUUGCAUUUCAGUAAAAAAAAAACCAUCUUAUAAUCACUGUGACUUGUUACGACAUUUUAAGGAAAUCCUCUGUCUAAUAAAAAAGGUUACAAAAUACCAAACGACUACAUACAA